AUGUCUCCCGCUCUAGUGGGUGAAAAGUGGUGGAAGAAUUCCAUCAUCUACCAGAUCUACCCUGCCAGUUUCAAAGACUCCAAUGGCGAUGGCAUUGGUGAUAUUCCAGGGAUCAUUUCCUCCCUCGACUACAUCACAAGCCUCGGUGUAGAUGUGAUCUGGCUUUGCCCCAUGUAUGAAAGCCCACAGAUUGACAUGGGCUACGAUAUCUCCGAUUACCAGAGCGUGUAUGGCCCGUAUGGUACUGUCCAGGACAUGGACAACCUCAUUGCCGAAUGCCACAAGCGCGGACUCCGCAUCAUUCUGGAUCUGGUGGUAAACCACACCUCAGACCAGCACAAGUGGUUCCAGGAGUCUCGCUCCUCUAAGACAAACCCCAAGCGUGACUGGUAUAUCUGGAAGCCAGCCAAAUACGAUGCCAACGGGAAGCGUCAGCCACCAAAUAACUGGCGCAGUAUUUUCGGAGGUAGUGCUUGGGAGUGGGAUGAGACAACUGAGGAAUAUUACCUUCACUUGUUCUGUAUCGAACAGCCCGAUGUCAAUUGGGAGAAUGCCGAGACUCGCCAGGCUAUCUAUGAGUCUGCCAUGGAGUUCUGGCUGCAGAAGGGCGUGGAUGGCUUCCGGGUUGAUACAGUCAACAUGUAUAGCAAGCAACCCGGGUAUGCCGAUGCCCCAAUCCUUGAUCCCAAGUCCGAGACACAGCCUGCAUUCUCACUAUUCUGCAACGGUCCUCGCAUUCACGAGUACCUGAGCGAGAUGAACGAGGUGCUGUCCAAGUAUGAUGCAAUGACCGUUGGAGAAUGCCCAAAUACCCACACUGUGGAAGGUGUUCUGCGCUAUGUCUCAGCAGCGGAGAAGCAGCUGAGCAUGGUCUUCCAAUUCGACCUUGUUGACCUUGGCCAAGGCAAAGACUACAAGUUCCUGACCACAUUCCCUGGCUGGAAUCUUCGGGAACUCAAGUCUGCCGUGAAGAGCACUCAAGACAUUAUCAGAGGCACAGAUGCAUGGACCACAGUGUUCAUGGAGAACCACGACCAAGGUCGCUCCGUGAGCCGAUUCGGCUCUGACAAGACCCCCGAAUUGAGAGAUCGGUCCGCAAAGAUGCUUGCCAUGAUGCAAAGCACACUUUCCGGCACACAGUUUAUCUACCAGGGCCAAGAGAUUGGCAUGGUAAAUCUGCCCCGGGAGUGGCCCAUUGACGAAUACAAAGAUAUCGAUAGCACCAACUAUUAUCGAAUGACGAGCAAAGUGACGAACAACGAUCCAGCUGAGCUGGAAAGGGCCAUGGAUUCUCUGCAACACCUGGCCAGAGAUAACGCCAGACUUCCCAUGCAAUGGAAUGCCGAGGCCUACGCCGGCUUCUCACCGGCUACAUCGGAAAAGCCCUGGAUGCGCCCACACGACAACUACCCCGAGAUCAAUGUGAAGCUACAGGAGAAAGACUCGUCUUCUGUUCUUUCAUUCUGGAAAAAGAUGAACUUGCUGCGCAAGGAAUAUGCGAAUUCCUUGGUCUUUGGAGAGUUUGAUAUUCUCGACGAGCCCAACCAGAGUGUCUUCACCUUCACCAAGACCAGUCGCGACCAGACUAUCUUGGUGGUUCUCAACUUCUCCGACACACCACAGAAGUUUGAGAAGCCAGAGAGCGUGAAGAGCGAAGAUUGGAAGUUGCUGGCUAGCAAUGUAAACGAAGUUACGGAAGAGUUACAGGCGUUUGAGGGCAGAGUGCUUUUGGUUUAG
Molecule: messenger RNA, 1737 nt
Organism: Penicillium paradoxum
Lineage: Eukaryota; Fungi; Ascomycota; Eurotiomycetes; Eurotiales; Aspergillaceae
Product: glycoside hydrolase family 13 protein
Exons: 1
Coding region: 1-1737 (578 amino acids)
Biological process (GO): oligosaccharide catabolic process
Molecular function (GO): alpha-amylase activity
Source: RefSeq, a predicted model, not a curated record